UUCUGAGGCGCACGAGGAUCGCCGACCCGUCCGCCCACCCAACCGACAAGUACCUCCCAACUCCCCCUCUCUCUCUCUCGCAAGCGCCGGGAAAAGGGAAAAGAGGAAGCCAUCGGACCACUCAGCUACCUUUCUUCCUUGAGGCGCUUACACCACCUUUCCUUCUCCCCAACCAACCCAUCCAAUCCCAAACUCUUCCUUUAAUUCAAAGAAACAGAAUCUAUUUGGUCAAAUUUUAGACCUGUAUUUCUUGUUCGUAUCGAUCACCUUGUUUGUAGGUCUCCUCUUGAUUUCAGGUACUUGAAAUCUUGCCUAUUGGUAAUUUCUGAGGUGUGCUUAUCUUUACUGCACUGGUGUUGAUAUAAUGCUGACAUCAAGAAUUUUGUCUAAAUGUUCGCGGUGGACGACCUACUUGUCAUGUGCAUUUAUACCAGUUUCCUUUUUGACAUCUAGUUCCAGAAUGUCCAGCUUAGAGGAGCCGAUAGGUCUCGACAACCUGCCAAACUUGAGCUAUGUUGGUAGGCUUCAAAGAUGCACUUCUAGUGGUUGCAGGCCUAGAUUAGAUGAAACAGAAAUGGGUAAUUGCUCGAUUGAAGACCGAGAAUGCAGCUCUUCUAACAGCUGCGAUGAAGAAUAUGCCUGGAGAAGGCAGCCAGGGGAUAAGUUUUACAGAGAUCCCAUAAUUUUGAAGGCUUCACGCAUUGGUAGAAGUCGAAUGGUCUUUGACAGUGUUUGUGAUUCAUGGCAUCUGCAAGAUCAUUGCUAUAGUUCAUCAUGCAAUAACACAGAAAUAAGAGGUCUUGCGAACAAGUUUUUAAGAGGUCUGCCAAAGUUUGUGAAGAUUGUGGAAGUUGGUCCAAGAGAUGGUUUACAAAAUGAGAAGACCACUGUACCCACAUCUGUAAAGAUUGAAUUGAUACAAAAGUUAGUCUCCUCUGGAUUGUCUGUCAUAGAGGCUACGAGUUUUGUUUCUCCAAAAUGGGUACCACAGCUGGCAGAUGCAAAGGAUGUCAUGAAAGCUAUUCAAGGUGUAGAGGGUGCAAGGUUUCCUGUCUUAACUCCCAACCUUAAGGGAUUUGAGGCAGCUGUUGCAUCAGGUGCAAAGGAAGUAGCAAUUUUUGCCUCAGCUUCUGAGUCCUUUUCUUUGUCGAAUAUCAAUUGUAGCAUAGAAGAGAGCCUCAAUCGUUAUCGUAAUGUCACCCUCGCUGCAAAAGGACUAAAAAUUCCUGUUCGUGGGUAUGUGUCAUGUGUUGUCGGGUGUCCAGUAGAAGGAUCAGUGCCUCCAUCAAAGGUGGCGUAUGUGGCAAAAGAGCUUUAUGAUAUGGGUUGCUAUGAGAUUUCACUUGGUGAUACAAUUGGAGUUGGCACUCCAGGCACUGUUAUUCCAAUGCUUGAAGCUGUCGUGUCUGUCAUUCCUGUAGAGAAACUUGCUGUCCAUUUUCAUGAUACAUAUGGCCAGUCUCUCCCAAAUAUUCUGGUCUCCCUCCAAAUGGGGAUCAGUACUGUAGAUUCAUCUGUUGCGGGACUGGGAGGUUGCCCCUAUGCAAAGGGCGCUUCAGGAAAUGUUGCCACUGAGGAUGUUGUCUACAUGCUCCAUGGGCUUGGCAUAAUGACCAAUGUGGACCUGAGCAAGCUAAUGGCCGCUGGUGACUUCAUCUGCAAACGUUUGGGGCGUCAUACUGGGUCAAAAACUGCCAUCGCUCUGAGCCGGAUUACAGCAGAUGCCUCUAAGAUAUGAUUAAAGAUGAUACAAGAGGAUCAUCUAUUAUCUUAUCGAACUUCUUGUUGGUCGCCUUUGCGGCCAAAUAGAUCACAUAUAUGGUCUAUAAUUGUUCUUGAGGAAAGAAACUCCAGUCAUCUCAUGGGCAGGCAAUCUUCCUGCCUUAUGUUCUGCAUACAUAUUAAAUAAAUGUAACCCAAGCUCUGAAGGUUCCUGUUGUUCAUAAUAGGACCCUUGUAUACUAUCAUCAGCUUCAUUCAAAUGAAAUAUAUCAAUCUAUAUGUAGGAUUUGA
Molecule: messenger RNA, 2013 nt
Organism: Elaeis guineensis (African oil palm)
Lineage: Eukaryota; Viridiplantae; Streptophyta; Magnoliopsida; Arecales; Arecaceae
Product: hydroxymethylglutaryl-CoA lyase, mitochondrial
Biological process (GO): L-leucine catabolic process; ketone body biosynthetic process
Molecular function (GO): hydroxymethylglutaryl-CoA lyase activity
Source: RefSeq, a predicted model, not a curated record